AUGGCAGCAGAGCGCAGCCGGGUGCAUUCGCGGGACCCGUGCCAGACGUACGAUCCAACGGCCCAACCACCGCACAUCGAUCCCCUAACAAGCGCUUCCUCUCGGGCCUCGUCGUCACCUGGACGCCGACGGGUGCGUUGCCAGCGAACCCCAGUCUCUCUCGCUCCACCUCGCCACACCACCACCACCCGUCCUGCUCCUCCACCACGCCACCGCCACCACCCGGCCCGCUCCACCACGCCACCCCGCCACCACCCGGCCCGCUCCACCCGGCCCGCUCCACCACGCUACAUCGCCACCACCCGGCCCGCUCCACCACGUUACCACGCCACCAUGCCCCCACCCGCGGCCCGCUCCACUUCGCAAUCACCACCACCCGCCCGCUCCACAGGGCCGUCUCCACCUCUUCCGUUCGCGCCCGUCGCCACCACUUCAUCUCCACCUCGCCCUCCAACACUAUUCGGCCCUGUCCGCCUCAUCACCAUCACAGAUCUCUCGCCACCACCGCCAUCCCUGACCCUUUCCUGUAUCAUUACCAUUAUCGGCGUCCACCUGGUCACCGCCUCCACACUCCUCACCACACCACUCACCCCACAUCACUGUAUUAUCACCAUCAUCACUAACACUUCUCCACUUCACCCUCAUUCCCGCCUCGUUACCGUUAAAACUUUCCCCUCCACCUCCUCGCCACCUCUUGCCUCGUUCCACAACAACUCGGGAAGACGCCGCUCCACAUCAGCGCCUCCACCCCCCCCCCCCCUUCGCCCCAUCACCAUCACAUGGCCAUUCCUCACCAUUACUAACCCUUCUAGACCCCUCGCCCUGAGAAAGCCAAACGCAGGUGCCGCCGGGAAGUCGCCGCCGUGGCUCAGGUGGUGUCGUGGGGCUGCGGUCGAGUAG
Molecule: messenger RNA, 900 nt
Organism: Penaeus chinensis
Lineage: Eukaryota; Metazoa; Arthropoda; Malacostraca; Decapoda; Penaeidae
Product: extensin-like
Exons: 3
Coding region: 1-900 (299 amino acids)
Source: RefSeq, a predicted model, not a curated record